Linum trigynum is the source of this 2347-nucleotide messenger RNA. NCBI's taxonomy places the organism in Eukaryota, Viridiplantae, Streptophyta, Magnoliopsida, Malpighiales, Linaceae. The record is from the annotation of a GenBank genome assembly.
AACCUGUUGAAUCCUGAUCAGACCAAUAAACCUCUAACUCCUUGCUUGACUGGCUCAAUGACUUAACUCGGUUUUACAACCUUGCUAAUGAACCAUAGAUAAUCUUACUCUAAGAAAGUCGAAAGCUACUUUAUUUGGUGUGACAACCAAAAACUAGCAUGUGAAUAUGAGAGGUCUGAUAAUUAGAGCGUGUGAAAAAACAUAAUCUCAUUACAAUUCUAACACUAACAAUACCCUAAUAACUAAAAAGAUUGAAAGAAAGUUAUUGCCUAAAGCCCUAAAGACUUUGUCUCUUUAAAACCAUAUCAAGAUCAUUGUUAUUCUUGUAUUGUUUGAGCAAUAAUCCAUUAAAUACAGAUAACAAUUAUACCUUAAAUAACUGAUAAACUUUGUUAUCCUCCUCCUAUCAAAGUACUCAGAAGCUUCUUAUUUCCCUCCAGCUCAAUCCAAGGAAUUAAUCCCACCUAAACCCGUUGACAAAUUCCCUUCCAAAACCUUCAUCUACAGAGCUUGAAAGUGAGACCAUUAUUACAAAUUCAAUCAUCUCCCUCCAUAAUCUCUCCCUUCUUCUCUAGCAGAAUCAUGCAGACCAUUACUGAAAUAGGCUUUCGGUGCUACCAAAUUGUCUUUUCCUUUUCACCUCUUCACUCCUUCACCUUUUCCUUUUUUGCCCCAUAGCAGGGGCUUUGCUGCUCUGCUUCGUUUAAACUCCAUCUUUCUUUUACCCUCUCUUUCUCUUAGGGUCGCUCUCUGUGUCGUGAUUAUAUAGGACAGGGAAUAGAGAGAGCAACCUGGCGGAAGACAAACGAAAGCGCAAAAAGCUAAUGCUGCUGUUGCAAUUUCUGACUUGUGGGCAAAAAUCUCCUUAAAUUCCUCUGCCCCUGUUUUUCCUCUGCCUCCAUCGAUAUAUAUUAACCCACACACUUCCUUUUUCCUCUCUGCCUCAUUGAUGCCAGAAGAAAAUGGCGGUGGAUGUUUGGUCGGAGAUUUCGAGCGCAGGUCUAAUCAGCCCAAGGCUUUCCUUCUCUCGUGACCUCACUCAGGCAACAGAGCCGGAAGCCGACGCCGGUCACCGCCCCAGAUCAGAUUGCUGUCUUCUCGACUCCGACUUCGAUUUCUUCAUCGGCAGCAGGGGAGAAUUUUCCUCUGCCGACGAGCUCUUCUCCAACGGCAGGAUCUUGCCUGUAGAAAUCAAGAAACAACCGCAGCCGCAACAGCAAACUCAAAUUGCCACGGGUAAAGAAGCGAUUCCCAUUCCUCCACUGCCGUCUCCUCUGUCUCCGGCUCAGCAAACUGGUGAGAAUGAUUCUUCUCCGCAGCUUGAGUCAGAGAAGAAGAAGCUGCUGAAGGAGUUCCUGUCGACGAGUCUCGACGGUGACCACGAGGAACAACAGAGGCAAAACCCGGCGGCGGCGGCGGCGGCGGUGGGACCGAGAUCGUUCUGGCAAUUCAAGAGAAGCAACAGUCUAAACUGCGACGAAAUCAGCUGCCGGAGCAGAGGAGGGCUAAUCCGAUCACUACAUUUCCUUUCGAGAAGCAACUCAACUGGGUCGGCUCCAAAUCCACCCAAAAUCAAACCCAAGGAGGAAAACCCCCAUCAUUUGCGGAAACAGAGGUCGGUUCCCAACAGGAAAUCGCCAUUGAUGCCCACCAGCUCUGCACCCUGUUACUAUCCCUACAAUACCGGGGGCCAGCAACAGCAAAAAUCGAAUCUUCCGGUGUUGAGGAAAUGCGGGUCAUACGGCAAUAACUCCGCCGGGAUUAGAAUCACUCCGGUGCUGAACAUCCCGGCACCGGCUUUCAUAUCCAGGGGAACGGUCAACUUUUUGGGGCUGGGUUCUCUGUUCUGUAACGGUAAGGUUGAUAAAAAGAAAAGGAAGAAGAAGAGAUAGAUGAUCAAAGUUACCAUCUUUACUCAUUUUUCCUUCUCUUUUUCGUCGUUAUACAUAUAAAUUUGAGUUUUUUUCUUCUUCUUCUUCGAUCUGAUCAUAUGUGUAUAUGAAAUCCUGUCGAAAGUACAGAUGUAUUUGGUUGCCUGUCAAUUUGGUUCCUGGUUCAGCCUUCCCUUCCAUGUGACCUCUUACUACUCUCCACAUUUCUAAUCAAAUUAUUGGAUCUAAGAGGAUGGGUUGCGACAAGAAAGGGUCUUUUCUUUUUGGUAUGGUGCAGGCGACACAGUUAGGACUUAGGAGUUGUCUUGAAUUUGAUGUUAGUAUGUUAAUGUGGUAGCUAGACAACUGCGACGACAAAUGUACGAGUUGAUUUGUGGGUAUUGAUAUUGUUGAAUUGCCAUUCUACUUGUUAUACAUUAUUGAGUUGGAUAUGACAAUAACUUUACAAAUAAUGU